Pterocles gutturalis (yellow-throated sandgrouse) is the source of this 1514-nucleotide messenger RNA. RefSeq names its product forkhead box O3 (gene FOXO3). Gene Ontology annotation, cellular component: nucleus; mitochondrial matrix. Bases 1 to 1482 code for a protein of 493 amino acids. The transcript is spliced from 2 exons. The record is from RefSeq and is a predicted model, not a curated record. Gene Ontology annotation, biological process: regulation of transcription by RNA polymerase II. Gene Ontology annotation, molecular function: RNA polymerase II cis-regulatory region sequence-specific DNA binding; DNA-binding transcription factor activity, RNA polymerase II-specific. NCBI's taxonomy places the organism in Eukaryota, Metazoa, Chordata, Aves, Pterocliformes, Pteroclidae.
AUGUUGCUUCCAGACAAAAAAGACUCUGUACUGCAGUGGAAGCACUUGCAGCUGGUGUCUGAGUUCAUGGACGGGCUCCACAAGAAUUCGAUCCGGCACAACUUGUCUCUCCACAGCCGAUUCGUCAGGGUGCAGAAUGAAGGCACUGGGAAAAGCUCUUGGUGGAUGAUCAAUCCAGAUGGUGGAAAAGGUGGCAAGGCGCCCCGGAGACGCGCUGUGUCGAUGGACAACAGCAACAAGUACACGAAGAGCAGGGGGCGGGCGGCUAAGAAAAAGGCAGCACUGCAGACCGCCCAGGAGACAAGCGAGGACAGCCCUUCUCAGCUCUCCAAGUGGCCGGGGAGUCCUACCUCCCGCAGCAGCGACGAGCUGGAUGCAUGGACAGAUUUUCGCUCCCGUACAAAUUCAAAUGCCAGUACGAUCAGUGGCCGCUUGUCACCGAUUUUGGCAAGCACUGAACUAGAUGAUGUUCAAGAUGACGAUGCUCCGCUUUCUCCCAUGCUGUACAGUAGUCCAUCGAGCUUGUCCCCAUCAGUAAACAAACCGUGUACUGUGGAGUUGCCUAGAUUGACUGAUAUGGCUGGGACAAUGAAUUUGAACGAUGGACUGACAGAUAACCUCAUGGAUGAUCUCCUGGACAAUAUAACACUCCCUCCCUCCCAGCAGUCACCCACAGGAGGGAUAAUGCAGAGAAGCUCCAGUUUUCCGUAUGGUUCCAAAGGUUCAGGACUGGGUUCCCCGUCAAGUAGUUUCAACAACGCGGUGUUCGGGCCAUCGUCCCUGAAUUCCCUCCGCCAGUCGCCCAUGCAGACCAUUCAGGAGAACAAGCAGGCCACCUUCUCUUCCAUUUCUCAUUACAACAACCAGACGCUGCAGGAUCUCCUUGCCUCUGAUGCACUUAGUCAUAGCGAUGUCAUGAUGACACAGUCUGACCCACUCAUGUCACAAGCCAGCACAGCUGUGUCCGCCCAGAAUUCCCGCAGGAAUAUAAUGCUCCGCAACGACCCCAUGAUGUCGUUUGCUGCACAGUCCAGCCAGGGCGGUCUGGUCAAUCAGAGCCUGCCUCAUCACCAGCACCAGUCCCACAACUCCUCUCUUAGUGGCAGCCGUGCCUUGUCCAGUUCCAUCAGUAACAUAGGCUUGAGUGACUCGAACAGCUUGGGAUCUACCAAACAUCAGUCACCUGUCAAUCAGUCUAUGCAAACACUUUCUGACCCGCUCUCAGGCUCCUCUUUGUACUCCUCCAGUGUGAACCUCCCGGUCAUGGGACACGAGAAAUUCCCAAGUGACUUGGACCUGGAUAUUUUCAAUGGGAGCUUGGAGUGUGACAUGGAGUCCAUUAUCCGCAGUGAACUCAUGGAUGCAGAUGGACUGGAUUUUAACUUUGAUUCCCUCAUCUCAGCUCAGAAUGUUGUCAGUCUGAAUGUGGGGAACUUCACUGGUGCUAAACAGGCUUCAUCACAGAGUUGGGUACCAGGCUGAAGGAUCUUUGAGAACAGGGAAAAUGGGCAAAC